AUGUCGGACGGGCGAAUCAGUCUAGGAGUCAGAGCUAGGGAAGCAAUACUGCCUAACUUCAGCGCCUGGGUGGAUCGUAGAAGGGGAGGGCUCAGCUUCCACUUAAUGCAGAUCAUAACGGGACACGGCUGCUUCAACGAUUAUCUGAAGCGAAUAGGCAAGGUGGAGAGCAACCGCUGUGAGCAAUGUCGAGGAGGGACGGACACCGCACAGCACAACCUGCAGGAAUGCCCGGCCUGGUCAAGUCAGAGAGCGGCCCUAACUGGAAAAAUAGGCAAUGACCUGACUCUGUCCUCAGUAAUAGGAGCAAUGCUCAGGUCAGAAGAGGCAUGGCGCGCAGUGAACGCGUUUGCAACAGGUGUGAUGGAGCAAAAGGAAGAGGCAGAGAGACAGAGGGAGGAGUCGGACAGGUUGUUGUUGGCAAUGGAGGAUGAGGAACCGACAGCAACUCCUCCAGUUGCCUCUACCACCAAAGAAGGCUCACAGGACACCUUACAUGGAAGCUGA
Molecule: messenger RNA, 507 nt
Organism: Harpegnathos saltator (Jerdon's jumping ant)
Lineage: Eukaryota; Metazoa; Arthropoda; Insecta; Hymenoptera; Formicidae
Exons: 1
Coding region: 1-507 (168 amino acids)
Source: RefSeq, a predicted model, not a curated record